AAAUACGAAACCCAAAGAAAGAGAGAAACAGACGGGAAGAAACCAACAAAUCUGCGCGUCCAAGAAAGAGAAGAAGAGAAGCAGAAGAAACCCAACAAAUCUCAGAGGAAAGUAGCAAAAACCCAUUACAAUGGCCGGGUUCUUGGGUUCGAUCAGGUUUUCAGCGAUCUGGGUGGCGGCGAUGUUGGUCUUGACGGUGGUGGUGAGCCAGUCGUGGGCGGUGGAAGCGAGUGGGAACCACCAGCACAUCCUGGGGUGGAUACCCAUCAGAUCGAACUGCAAGGGGUCCAUAGCGGAGUGUUUGGCCGGAGAGGAGGAGUUCGAGCUGGAUUCCGAGAUCAGUAGGCGUAUUCUAGCCACCACCAAGUACAUCAGCUACGGUGCACUGCAGAAGAACACCGUGCCCUGCUCCCGACGCGGCGCCUCCUACUACAAUUGCCAGCCCGGAGCUCAGGCCAAUCCCUACACCCGCGGCUGCAGUGCCAUUACAAGGUGCCGAAAUUGAAUAUUUUUUUUCCUUUUUUGUUGGCUUUUAAUAUUCUUUUUUUUUUUUUUGACAUUUUUCCUUUUUGUCGUAAAUGAAGAAAGAAGGUUAAGUAAUGAUAUCGGUCUGUGAUGUUAUUGCUGGAUGUAUUGUUGUUAUAAUUUUUAAGUAUAUUCGAAUUGCUCUGUAAAAGAUUAUUGUAAUUUUUAUUUUAUUUUUCCUACAUGAUCUCUAGGUUUCUUCUUUUUAAUUUUUUUUUUUUGAAAAAAAGCAAGUUUUCCAU
This is a messenger RNA of Rubroshorea leprosula, 767 nucleotides long. The record is from the annotation of a GenBank genome assembly. Lineage: Eukaryota; Viridiplantae; Streptophyta; Magnoliopsida; Malvales; Dipterocarpaceae.